AUGGGCUGGGGGGUCUCCUUCAGUGCCCUGGGCCUCCUGCUCUGUCUGUCCAGCCCUGUCGGGGGACGGCAAGACGAGGCACAGGAUGCAAAGUUCAGUGUGAGCAUCUCUGGGAAAAGGGUGACUCUCAGCUGUCCCUCAGGGAGCCAUUUCAAGGACAAGGACAAGGACACGUCAGCCAUCACAAUCGAGGGCGAGGAAGAUGUGGUUGAGAAGAAGUGCAGCUGCAAAGAGGGCGAGGAGAUCGUUGGAGACCUUUACCUGAAAGCCCGAGUGUGUGCGGAUUGCGUGGAGCUGAGCGUUGCCCUCGUGGCCGGCCUCAUCCUCUCCGACCUGCUCAUCACGCUGGGCAUCCUCCUCCUCGUCUACUACUGCGGCCAGAAGCGCAGGGCCCGCUGGGAGCGGAGGCCCCGGGAGGGCCCCUCAGCCAGAGUGCUGGUCCUCCGGCUCCGCGGGCUCGCGGGGUCCCAGGGCUCUGCUGAGCGGGAAGCCCUGUGCCCCCCCGCCCCCCCCCAGGCCUCGGUGCAAGGCGGAGGCACCAGGCUCUGGCCAGACGAGGGUUUCCGGGCUCAGCCUGGCCGAGGCAUCGGGGUGUGGGGGGGGGAGUGCAUUGCACCUCUGAGCAAGCGCGUCCUUCUGGGCCCAAAGGCAGACCGUCCCCCGCCUGUUCCGAACCCCGACUAUGAGCCCAUCCGGAAAGGCCAACGGGAGGUGUAUGCCGGGCUGGAGCCCAGGGCCCUCUGA
Hemicordylus capensis (graceful crag lizard) is the source of this 744-nucleotide messenger RNA. RefSeq names its product T-cell surface glycoprotein CD3 epsilon chain. The record is from RefSeq and is a predicted model, not a curated record. Gene Ontology annotation, cellular component: alpha-beta T cell receptor complex; membrane; external side of plasma membrane. Gene Ontology annotation, biological process: cell surface receptor signaling pathway; positive thymic T cell selection. The coding region runs from base 1 to 744 and encodes 247 amino acids. Gene Ontology annotation, molecular function: transmembrane signaling receptor activity. NCBI's taxonomy places the organism in Eukaryota, Metazoa, Chordata, Lepidosauria, Squamata, Cordylidae. The transcript has 7 exons.